This is a messenger RNA of Oncorhynchus kisutch (coho salmon), 2726 nucleotides long. RefSeq names its product glutaminase like (gene glsl). The coding region runs from base 621 to 2597 and encodes 658 amino acids. Gene Ontology annotation, biological process: L-glutamine catabolic process. NCBI's taxonomy places the organism in Eukaryota, Metazoa, Chordata, Actinopteri, Salmoniformes, Salmonidae. Gene Ontology annotation, molecular function: protein binding; glutaminase activity. The transcript has 22 exons. The record is from RefSeq and is a predicted model, not a curated record.
ACUAUAGACACAACUAGGAAUGAACAUAUUGUACAUUACCUACGUAAAAUAAAUAAAUAAAAUAUGGAGGGGGCGGUAAAAACAACAACUAAAUACUCAAUUAGUCUUUACUAGCGGAGUUUAUUUUGCCAUCAGUGUUCCGCAUACAAAAAAGUGUACACCUGUAAUCGCGUUCAAUUCAGAUUCAGGCUUCGUGUGCACUGAAAUUGUCACCACGUUGUUCUUGUCUCGAGCUACUUGCCCAGAAGACGAAGGUGUCUGCGACGGCUUCUAUAGGCCUACAGUUGAAUUCUGCGGAAAGGAGAGGAGCACAACAUGUUUAGAACGUACAGUAGUACUGUUAGUAAGUAGCCAUUGGUCUGCAUGACAAUUAUUUGAGUAAAUUAUCUUAACUAAACCUCUGGCUGGCUAGUAAAGCUAUAGCCUACAUGGUGCUUGUUUUAGGACAGCCCAACCGUUUUGGUCUUUUCGGGCAUUGUAUGCUUUCCAGCGUAUUUUCUUGCUGCAAAAGGUCCCUCAAACUGACGUGAUGAUGGGAACAGUCUCCGGCAGAAGAAUUUGACAAAAGACAUUGACAAAAUAAUUGUGGACCAAGUAUCCAGUGAAAGUCUCAUCCCUCAAUGGAAAAAACUCCAAGCCAAGACACAGAGGAUAAUCCUUAUCUAUGUUUCCAAAGAACCCCUUCCCUAAGACGCAAAUGGAGGAAACGGUAUGGAGGUUUGGAUGGCAACAAAUUACUGGAGCCAAAUAAGGAGGAGGACAUGAGAGAAAAUGACUUGAUGACAGAGGCCCAUGAAGAAAGGAAUCCUUUGCCAGUGAAAGGGGCUGAAAGCCAGGAUACGGCUUCAUCAGGGAAUGUUCCAUGUCCCAUGCCAAGAAAUUCCUUUCAGUCCCAGUCUCAGAGACCUGUCAACUUAGUGAGCCCUGGAUCAACAGGCCUCCCAUCAUUGGUUAGUAAUGGAGCUCUGAAGCCCCCUCUGCCCCAGGCAGAACAGGAGAGGCCUGUCACCACAUCUCCCCAGCCCUGGCUCAGUGUGGGCAGGACAGAGAACACGCAGGGACACUCAAAGAGGAGGGCGGCUGCUGAUGUUCUCUUUGACAGCUUUGCCUCUGAUGGGAGAGUCGGCAUGAACCAUUUUUUUGAGACAGUGUGGAGCUCAGGCCUACACAGAUCCGACCCCAGAAUCAAGGACUGCUACUUUCAUAUGAGGAAACUGCAGGAUGAGGAUGGAACAGUAGACAGGAACACCUUUCAGAGGUGUGUUACAGGUUUUGUGUCCCUCAUUCUGAAAGCUCUACAGGGAAGGUUUGUCAUCCCUGACUUUUCCACCUUCACCGACGAAACUCAAAAGUUGUUCAUGAAAUGUAAACAGCUGUCUUCAGUCAAGGAGAAGGAUAGUAGAGACAGUGCAAAAUGGGGAGUCUCAGUCUGUACGGUUGAUGGUCAGAGGCUGUCUUUAGGCGACUGGGCCGAAUCCUGUGUUCUGGGGGAAGUAUCCUGGCCUCUGGUUUAUGGCAUUGCAAUAGACCAGCUCGGAGUGGACAACGUGCACAGAUAUGUGGGCGUGGAGGAGUUCUCAAAAUAUGACUCUCCUUUCACCCUCACCAAACAAGGAGUUCCUCACAGUCCGCUCAUUGAGACAGGCGCCAUUAUUACCACAUCUUUGUUACAGUUGGCUGCCAGUCUUGGUGCAGAGGAGGAGGAAAAGUAUGAAUCUGUCUUGAAUGCUGUCAAAAGACUUUGCAAUAAGGAACAUGCAAACUUAAACUGCACAAGUUACCAGAGCUUGAGAAAGGACAGCAUCAGACUACAUGCCUUAUCUUUUUACCUUCAAGAAAAGAAAUGCUUUCCGGAGACCGUUGACAUAAAUGCCACUUUGGAUUUAAUGCUGCAGUGUGCCUCCACAGAGGUCACGUGCGAAUCAGGAGCAGCCAUGGCAGCCUCUUUAGCCAAUGGGGGACUCUGCCCUCUCUCAGGUGACCAGGUGCUGUCGCCCUCGGCUACAAAGAGUAUGCUCUCCAUGAUGCAAGUGGCGGGAAUGAACGACUACUCCAGAAUAUUCAAUUUUAAGACGUCUGCACCAGCCAAGUCCAGUAAAUCAGGAGUUAUGCUGGCAGUUGUCCCAGGAGUUCUAGGCCUGCUGUGUUGGUCACCUGACCUAGACUCCUUUGGAAACUGCUGGAAGGCUGUGCACUUCUGUGAGGAACUCAUAUCAACAUUCCAGCUACACAGUUUUGACAUUCGAACACCAUUCAGACAGGUGCUUACAUACAGGCAAUGGAAAGCAGAGUCUGAGGGUUAUCAGAUCAUGAACAUCUUACUGGCUGCCUUCAAAGGUGACAUACAAUCCUUGCGAAGGUACUUCCUGUCUGGGGCUGACGUGAAUGCCGUGGACUACGACGGGAGGUCCGCUCUGCAUGUGGCUGCCUCCGAGGGUCACUCUGAGGUCAUUCGGUUCCUGGUGGAGAACACAGGCACCAACUACUCCCUCAAGGACAGAUGGGGUAACACACCCAUGCAGGAGGCUAUGAGACACAGCCAUGGACCUGCAGCCCAACUACUCAAGAAAUAUGAAGAGCAGACAGUGACUCUGUGAGCAGUAAAGGCACAUACAGGAUCAACAGUUGGCGCUAAACAGAAGUUUCUCUCUCAAUUAUUUUCCAAUACAUGUGGAAAUGUGUUGUAAUUCCUAUACGUUAAUAAACUUUCUAUGAUGUAAAACAGG